AUUAAUAUGAUUAUAGAAUCAAAUGUACCCUAAAAGAUCAUAGAUUUAUAUAAACCUUACAAAAAAUAGUUCGAAAGUGCUAAACAUGUUCUAUAAGGGCAUACAUUUUAUUUAGAUUAAAGAUAUAUGCCGAUUGAUAUAAGUGAAAAAUUAUUUUAUAAAAUUAGUUGGUCAAGGAGCAUAUGGUUGUGUAAUACAAGCAAUUGACAAAUUAACAAAUAAGCCUGUUGCUAUAAAAAAAAUAGAAAGAACAUUCAAUCAUCGACUAUUUGCAAAAAGAACCUUAAGGGAAUUGAAAAUACUAAGAUUAAUAAGACAUGAUAAUGUAUGAUAGAUAUUCCUAUAGAAACUUUAGGUAGUAGAUUUAAAAUAAGUUUUAUUGCCUCCUAGUAGAGAAGAAUUUGAAGAUGUUUAUAUGGUGAUGGAUUUAUUGGAAGCAGAUUUAUCAUAGGUUAUAAAAAGUGAUUCAAUUUUAAAUGAUGAUCAUAUGCGACUGUUUAUUUAUUAAGUAUUAAGAGGUCUAAAGUACUUACAUUCAGCUGGUAUAUUGCAUAGAGAUUUAGUAAUAAUCAUAUUUAAUUUAGAAACCAAGAAAUUUAUUAUUAAAUAGAAGUUGUGAUGUGAAGAUAUGUGAUUUCGGUUUAGGUAGAGCAAUAGCAGAAAAUAUUUAAAAUAAUAUUAUGAUGACUUAUUAUGUUGAAACUAGAUGGUAUAGAGCUCCUGAAUUACUAAUUGGAUAUUAAAAUUAUAAUUCAGCUGGUAAUUAUUAAAGUAUAUAAUUUUAAGUUGAUAUUUGGUCAGUUGGAUGUAUUUUAGCUGAAAUGAUUCUUAGAAGACCUUUUUUAAGAGGAGAUUCUACUAAACAUUAAAUCAAAGUGAUUUUUGAAUUAUUAGGAACUCCAAAUGAAUAAUAUAUUUAAUCAUUUCCAGAUUUAAAAGUACAAUAAAAUCUAAGAAAAAUAAUUCAAGAGUAUGGUCAUUAAAAUGGUAUUGGAUUAAAUUAAAUAUUUGGACAUAUUAAUUAAGAUCGUAUAUAUAUAUAAAAUAAUAAUUAAUAGUUCUAGAUUUAUUGAAAGGACUAUUGAAAUUUGAUCAUAGAGAUCGUUUAACUGCUGUAUAAGCAUUAAAACAUUCAUUUUUAUAAAUUUUACAUAGUGAAGAAGAUGAAGUAAAUGCAUUUUUCUUAUUUAAUAUUUUAGCCAAUAUCAUUACCUGUAAAUCCUUUGGAAUUUGAGUUUGAAAAAUAUGAAUUGACUAAAGAACAAUUGAAAGGUAUAUUAAUUUAAGAUAUAUAUUGUUAGAUAUGCUUUAUGAAGAGAUCUUACUUUAUCAUUUUUCAGAAUUUAGAAAUUAAUACUUCUAAAAGCUUUAAUCUGGUUAAUCAUUAAUUAGUCAUAUUGUAAACAAUGAAAAUGCUCGAAUAAUUGAUCCAAAUGCUGAUGAUGAUUUUGAAUAAUGA
Molecule: messenger RNA, 1459 nt
Organism: Paramecium primaurelia
Lineage: Eukaryota; Ciliophora; Oligohymenophorea; Peniculida; Parameciidae
Source: the annotation of a GenBank genome assembly